This is a messenger RNA of Ictalurus furcatus (blue catfish), 7941 nucleotides long. RefSeq names its product mitogen-activated protein kinase kinase kinase 11. Gene Ontology annotation, molecular function: ATP binding; protein binding; JUN kinase kinase kinase activity. Bases 1007 to 4072 code for a protein of 1021 amino acids. Gene Ontology annotation, biological process: microtubule-based process; positive regulation of apoptotic process; protein phosphorylation. NCBI's taxonomy places the organism in Eukaryota, Metazoa, Chordata, Actinopteri, Siluriformes, Ictaluridae. The transcript has 10 exons. The record is from RefSeq and is a predicted model, not a curated record. Gene Ontology annotation, cellular component: centrosome.
GAGUCGGGGGGGCAGUAACUCAAAAAGAAAGUAGCCUGGAAGGUCGGUUGCUGGAGCGCAAAAAUAAAUAAAUAAUAAUAAUAAGUGAGAAAUGUGUGGAAUAUUUGGAUUUAAUCACGUACAAGAGUCCAUUUUUGCGGUUGACGGGAAUUCCGGAAGGUUUUUGAGAGUUUGCACGGAACUUCCUGUUUCAAAACUCAGCGGUGGAGGAGAAGAAGAAGAAGAAGAAGAAGAAGCAAAAAGACGAGAAAAACGCACGCGCAGAUGUGGGAUAGGACUUAAAUAAGUCGUGCUGCACAUUUUGUUUGUUUGUUUGUUUGUUUGUUUUUGGAGACUUGAGAAUGCGUUACACUUUUCGUCUGCUUUGUGCACGUCUCAGGCUUUGAGUUUUGCUCUUUUUUUUUUUUUGGUGUGCGUUUUCCUGCCAUUCUUCUAUGCGCUUCCUGCUCGGACUGACCGCAAGCUCUUCACGACUAAAAAUACUCACCAUGGACGGAGAAAUGGGCCUUUUUGUCCUUUUAAAACACUCAGGAUAACAUCAUUCUAUACAUGUAUAUAUGUAUAUAUUUUUUCCCGGAGUAGUUUUUGUUGUAGUUUGCGCGUCCUGGAGCAAGUUGCACUGGUUUUGUUGGAAAUUGACUUCAUCAAUGUAGGGAAUCCGAUCCAUUUCCUGUGAAUCGGAUCAUGGGGUUGUCCUUUGCUUGAAUUUGAACUGGUGUUAAUGGAGUGCUCAGGGUUUGCGCUCACAUCCACCGUUCCCAUCUCCAUGGAGACCCGCGCGCUCCAUGUGUCCCGGUCCUGUGCGCUUUUUUACGGUUAGUGCGCUUUGGGUUUGGAGCAAAAACAAGAGCGCACCAGUCCCUCUCCAUGAUCCGCACGUACAGGUUGGAAACGGGUGAGAAGAGGGGCCGGAGAGUGUGUACAUUUGGAUCGUUUUGCAAUUCCAAGUGUUUGGAUCCGUGCGUAAAGAGAAGGAAGAAGAAGAAGAAGAAGAAGAGGGAGCGCCAUGGAGCCUCUGAAGAGCAUAUUUACGCGCGGCACGCUGUCCCCCUGGAAAAAUCUGGAGCAAUCCCAGAAAGGGAACUUCACCAACCCGGUGUGGACAGCCCUCUUUGAUUAUGAGGCGACCGGUAAAGACGAGCUCACCCUGCGCAAGGGCGACGUGGUGGAAGUUCUGUCUUUAGACUCGGAAAUUUCCGGGGAUGAAGGCUGGUGGGCUGGGAAGGUCAACAACAAGGUGGGAAUCUUCCCUUCCAAUUACGUCUCGCUCAAACCCAACGGAUAUGGCAAGAUCCCGAGUUCGAGCGUGGCGGGCGAACUCGGGCCUGCGGUGGAGCUGCAGUUCGAGCCGGAGGUCGUGGAUUUCCGGGAGCUCAGCUUGCAAGAAGUGAUCGGGGUCGGCGGGUUUGGGAAGGUCUACCGAGGCACGUGGAGAGGGGAUCUCGUCGCGGUCAAGGCGGCGCGCCAGGACCCGGACGAGGACAUCAGCGUGACCGCGCAGAACGUACGCAACGAGGCUCGCCUCUUCGCCAUGCUCACGCACCCCAACAUCAUCGCGCUUAAAGGAGUGUGCUUGCAGGAGCCCAACUUGUGCUUGAUCAUGGAGUACGCGUCCGGUGGACCUCUGAGCCGUGCGCUGGCCGGGAGACGCAUCGCACCACACGUACUGGUCAACUGGGCCGUGCAGAUCGCCAGAGGCAUGCUGUACCUUCACAAUGAGGCUAUAGUCACAGUCAUUCACAGAGACCUCAAAUCAAAUAAUAUCCUCCUGGCCCAGCCGAUAGAAAAGAACGGGAUGGAGGGAAACACUCUGAAGAUCACGGAUUUCGGGUUGGCGCGAGAGUGGCAGAAGACCACCAAAAUGAGCACAGCGGGGACCUACGCCUGGAUGGCACCGGAGGUCAUCAAAUCCUCCACCUUCUCCAAGGGCAGCGACGUGUGGAGCUAUGGAGUUUUACUGUGGGAGUUACUCACAGGCGAGGCUCCGUACAGAGGGAUCGAUGGUCUGGCUGUGGCCUACGGAGUGGCAGUAAACAAACUGACUCUGCCCAUCCCCUCGACCUGCCCCGAACCCUUCACCCAACUCAUGUCAGGGUGCUGGGAUCAGGACCCCCACCACAGGCCAAGCUUUGCUUCAAUCUUGGCUCAGCUGUGUGCUCUUGAGCAGCAGGUGAUGGAGGAGAUGCCUCAGGACUCCUUCCAUUCCCUGCAGGACGACUGGAGACUGGAGAUCCAGGGCAUGUUCGAUGAGUUGCGUGCUAAGGAAAAGGAGCUGCGUUGUCGUGAAGAGGAGCUGAAACGUGCCGCUCUGGAGCAGAAGUCUCACGAGGAGUUUCUGCGUCUGCGCGAGCAGCAGCUGGCCCAGUGGGAGCAGGAUGUGUUCGAGAGGGAGCUCUCGCUCCUCAUCCUCCACCUAAACCAAAAUCAGGAGAAACCCAACGUCAAGAAGCGCAAAGGAACCUUCAAGAAGCACAAGCUGAAAUGCAAGAACGGGGAGAAGAUCAGUAUGCCACAAGAUUUUAUCCAUAAAAUCACAGUGCAGGCUUCUCCUGGGUUGGAGAAGAGACGGAAUUCUCCAGAUUUGGGUUCUCCUUCCAUUGGUCCACGGUUUCGUGCCAUCCAACUGAGCCCCAGUGAAAGUAAGUGGAGCUCGGUCUGGCCGCUGGAAACUCUUCCUCUGAAGGCUAACGGUGAGAGGAGACUCGCAUCUCACUGGAGCCCUCAAAGCCCCAAAAGCCCCAAGAGUCCCAAAGUGCAGCGUCUGAGUCCUCAGGAGAGCGGUCUGUCUAUGAGAGCUCGGCUAUUGGCUUUGGACAGCAACGAGAACGGAGACUCCAAAGACGACUUUGAGGAGUACAGACCCACUACACCUGAACCAAGCCAAAACGGAUCUAACUCGGUUAAGGAACCUUCCUGGACAGCUCUCCCAGAAGAGGACUCUGGGAGUGAAGAGGGAUAUUUGUCCCCUCGAAGUUCACCAAACCUAGACUGUCGCUCCAGUGUUCCCCCUCAUACUAAAAGCACUCACCGCGCUUUGCUUAGUGGUGCCGUUCUUCUCGCAUCUGUGGCUCUGGGACGCCAUCUUGAACCCCAGCACCCACCAACACCCCCUCCACGAACUGCCCAUAGAACUAAUGUUCCUGCUCUGGAGUUAGGGCGAGAACACCCUCCACUGCCUGUGGUGGACUUACCCACGGAUCCCACCUUGGUUGGGGACCUUAUCACAUUUAGUACAGACUGUCUGCCCCAAGAGUUUCUUGACACCUCACUGAAGCCCCCGGAGAAUAAGCCGUUACCGUUGACCCCACCUCCUCCGAACCCCAGAGAGAGAGACAGGUCAAGCCGAAAGACCUUCCAGCAUAGCUCUGCUGAGUGGAUCGCUAACGGAGAGACCGAGAGUGAGAGUGUGAACCAGACUGGAGAGAGAAGGAGAAGAUCUAGUCAAGGACUUUCCUCGCAACUAGUGUUGGAUCUACCGUUGUGUCAAGAUACUAUGGAAGCAGACGAGAAAUCCCCGGUUCCAUUUGUUCUCUACCCAGAUCCUCGUCUUUGGAGCCCUAAAACACGACGCCUAGAGGUAAACAUCAUACCUCGACCUCGGCCGUCUCCUAACCGACCCCGGAUAGAUCCCUGGAGCUUCAUUUCAGCUGGCGGGAUGGAAAAAUGCAGCUCGCGGCAUGCCAUUUCAACUAGCAGCCCCACAAGUCCACGACUGGGAUACAGACCCUCGCCUACCAACCCCUUCACGAAUUGUGACCCCUUCCCUUCACCUGACUGCGAUCCCUUCAAUCUCAAGGCUGACCCGUUGAUAAACUCGGAUCUUCCCUCACCGUUUGAUCCCUUCUCUACCCCUUUUCCUAUUUCCCGCUCUGCGCCAUGUUCCACCAACGGGAGUCCCAACCUCUCUCUCAGGGUAGCCCCAUUGAACCCUGCUGACGCCCCAUUCAUAGACAUGGGUUGGGCAGGGGUCAACAAGCCCAUAGGUGUUGCCAAAGAGAAAGUGUUCCCCAGAAAGACUCUGGGUCUUAGUCCCUUCAAGUCUUCAACGAAACAAAGCGACGACAUAUUCUGAGCUUCUAAGGGAAGCCGCACAUUUGCCAGUUCAGAUUAACACAACACAGUCCGUAAGGAGUGAUUGCUCCCAGUAUUUGGUGCUUUUUUUUUUGUGUUCCUUUGAAAAGCUUCAGACUAACCAAGUGUCGGAUUAUAAGUUUUGCCUUCGCACACAAAAAAAAGAAGCUCGUGAUAUGUGCAAUUUUAUGAUGUGGCUUAUUUUCUUCAAAUCAACAUCAAUCACCAUUCCAGAUUCUUCCAGAACCGGUGCAUUUUCCAUCUAGCAUUAUUAGCAUUGUGACUUGGGCAAUAUGCAUUCAUUACUUUAAGUGCCUUUUUCUGUUGGUUAUCUCAAUUAGGAACAAUGUCUGUUUCAGCUAAUGAGCAGUUAAAGUAAGAGUUACACCACGGCUAAAGACCAGGAAGGCGUGGAAACAAGCAGAUGUAUUAGUCUUAUUCGAAUAUCGACUUUGUUUUUGUCAUCAGCUGUGUUAGGAUUUUUAGAUGAUCUGAUUCUAAUAUGUCUAUCUUGAGUUCAGCAAGGUUCCUUUAAUUCUGCUUCUCUCUUCACAUGGAGUAUAGUCUGUAUAAACAAUUAAGCUGUUGAUUUUCUGUAUGCAAUGUUGACAGGAUCUAAAUUUAUCUCAUUCAUAGGGCGAAUGUUCCAGUCUGGUAGCGACAGCCUGGAGAGGACAAACUUGCUGGUCAUUCCAUAUACACACACCAAAGAAUGAAAAAAAAAAAAAAAAAAAAAGCUCAGGCCACCGCAUAGAAUCGCUAUCAACUCCUCACAUCUACCUGUAGCAAAAUCUACAUGAGCAUACCAAGUUAAUUCUCUCAAAAUGGACGAGUCAUCCUUUAGAAAGCUUCACUUUUAAUUUUCCGAGCGAAAUAGACCCGAUUUUGAACUGUGUAGAACCUUGAGGGCCCAAUUUUCAUACGUUAGUAGUGCUUGAGGGAUCGUUACAGCUCGUCAGCACUUUAGACACAAUAUUCGCAGGAAAGACAUGGUCCACUAAUUGGACUCGGGCUAAUAGAUUUCACCCUGAGCGGCUCGAGUUAGAGCACAUGUCACCACAGCAUGGUUUUCAAUGUGACUAAACCACUAAGUCAUUUUCUUUUGAAUAAUGAGGCAAACGAUCACAGAGGAUAUUACAGAAAAGUAAACACUCAGCUCAGUUACCUUGGCCAGACUUGCUUCUUUUAAUUCGAACCACAAGAGAUGUUGCCCUAAAUCCUUUUUUUUUAUUAUUAUUAUAUAUAUAUUUUUUUUAAACUACUGAGAAAAGUGUGUAGCAAUGUAUAAGGCAGGUCAUCUACUUCCCUUAUGUAUAAUGUGCAUGUACUGUACUAAAAAAAAUCUCAUUAUAAUGUAAUCUACAAAAUGUCUCCAGCUUUUUAGGGUUUGAGUGAAACUAAGUCUUCAAUCUAUAUGACACAUAUACAGUGACAUCUACCACAUAUCAGUUUCGCAUGAUUAUUACAAACGUUUCUAUGUAUUUACCCCUAAUCCAGAUUGGCCCUUUAUCAUCGAAACGCCAUGUAAUCGAUAGCGCUCAAAUACGAUCCGGCUUCAAUCCAAGCACAGAAAUUGCAACGCCUUUAUCCGAGUCUGGAGGAAAAUGUGUUAGGAACACCAAAGGAUCCCUGGAGGCUUUGACUGCUGUUCUAAAAAGUGUACAGAAAGUGCAUUCAUCGUACAAAAAUUGUAUCCGCACAGGCACGCAGAAGUCCCACACCGUCAGCGCUAACUUGCUGUCACAGCUGCUUGCUGUCAAAGGCUACAUAGUCUCAGAGAGAUGAAAAGUGUUCACAAUACUAAAAAAAAAAAAAAAAAAAAAAAAAAAAAAAAAGUGACUAUGUCAGCGUUUUCAUGCCUGGUGGAAUCGAACAUCAUAAACCCAAGCCUGUAUGCUUCUUUAGUUUUGCAAUGGAGCUAUGAGGAUGAUGUAACUAAAACGUAAUGGAUCUCGGUCUCACCCAAAACUUAUUUCCAGAAAUACAUAAUACAUGUAUUUGCUUAAAAUGACAUGAAGUUGGUCAGUAAUUGAUUUAUUUUUUAUUUUUUUAAUUAGUAGGCAGAGUUUGUAGUAGAUGACAUUACGGCGUAAUGCGUCACUUUCAGACUUUGUGAGGCGGAGUCUAGCAGGGCAGAAGGAUACCAGAUUAUAAGGAAAUAGGUGAUUUCAAUUUAGCUACAGUAUGUGACUGCCUACGUGUAAAAUAACAACAUCCGGCCGUGACAUUUUCCUUUUCUUUCUUUUUUCAAAUCCACGGCCGCAGAUUUACUAUACAGUCUACUAUAUGAAUUCGUUAGCGACAAAUUGAAACAGUUAGCCCUUUGUAGCUCCAGUGCGAAACAAAAUAACCAAACAUGCUGCCACAUGGUGCCACCCCAACGUUGAUCAUUUGCCAAUAAGUAAAGCUUCGCACUUAAGACGUCCCUGACUGUUACGAAGAGCCGACACUGGAGACUCCUUCCAAAAAUGCGUUAAAAAAAAAAAAAAUUCGUAAGGAGUUUUUAACGUUCGUGGAGCAUCCAUUAUACAAGUCGCAGUGGCUGCUGUCCCGUAACUACUGUCAGAGCUGCCGAUAUAGAACAUGACUCAACACCUUCUGACCAAUCAGAAACGAGAAUUCUUUUUUUUUUUUUUUUUUUUUUUAACUUUACUUUAUCCCUUCAAGGGUUAGUACUAUGGCCUUUUCACUACCAAAGAUAUUGUGAGGUUUGAUAUUCGGUUUCUUGUCUUCAGUUCUAAGGUUAGUGGUCAUUUGCAUGGAGUGCUCAUUCAUCAAAACAUAAUUGGACUGUUUAUAUUAAGGACCGUUUUAUAUAUAUUUAAAUCAGCAGUUCAUCUUUAACUCACGUGCGACAUCUUCAACUCUGGCAGUAAAUGGAUUAUUCCUGAAAUGUCUAGUUUUAGUCAACACUGAGAUAAUCUACAUUGACGGAUCAGAUCAAUAAGGCUUUUUGAGGUAAUUAGCCGUUAUGCUAGCUUAGGCACUGCACUCUUGUCAUUGCUAAUCGCCGCCUUGAACUAGAGAUCGAAACUGGUCAAAAAUCAAGAAAAAUCACCUCUACUGUUGUUUAAAAGUGUAACUGAUGUAAUCGAUGUAACCGUAUUAAAUUUCAAAAGUUUGGCCAAUACUGAAAUACUAGUUUAGACGUAAUGCUAAUAUGAUGAAUUGUAGCUAGCUAGGAAGAUAACCAGAUGUUAGCGUAACAUGACUGAUGAGCAGAGGUUAAAAUACAUGGUUUUAAGUUUCUGAACGAAUCUAUUUUGUCCCUCUUUAUUUGAAAAUUGCCUUUUUAAAAUAUUUCUUUCUAUAACGAAGCUAUAUGUGUGGCGGCCUGGGAAAACCCGUCAGGCGUCAACGUGGCUCAGUUCGGGCCAAAAAGGUGAAAUGUUUCAGUCAAGAUUGGAUUUUUCUCAACUUUAAGAAACCGAAAAAAAAAAACAAUGUGGGAAUGUUUUAUUUACUUUUUAUUCUUACCUUGGCAAAUAUCAUGUUGUGAAAGGAGCCAGGUUAACAAAUGUAGUCUACCUGAUGGUGUCUAAAAAGCUUGCUAGCUGAUCAUGAUUUCCUCACACAGCGAAUGUCAGGCUUUGAUCAAGUUGUUUGUUCGCUAUGGACCCAAUCGAUGCGCUCAACGCAGUUUAUGAUUGCACACAGGCUGUCAGGAUGAAAUCUUAAAAUGUGUUCAUUUUUGCGGGGUAACCAGAUUUUAAAACGUUCCGCUUUUACUUCUUGUUAAGAUACAUGCUAAAGAGAAACACGUUUCAGUUCAGGAAAGCCUGUAUAUAGUUUUCUCAGGCCAGCACACAUAUCAAUUCCUUUCAUUUACACAAUAUAUACACAGUUUCCAGUGGUGUAUAUAUAUAUAUA